AAGUGGCCCUUGGCAUUUGACAUGCGCAUAAUACAGAGGAAGACCAGUGUUUGGCCGACGGCAUUAAAUUGUAAACAUUAGCAACCCGGCCAACUACUUUCUGUCUUUGGAAUGGAAAUAUAAGAUCCACCCAAGGCGUGGGACCAAACGUUGUUCUUCGGUGCAUGGACGCAAAGCCAAUGCGCAGGGUUACCAGCGCACGCCAAGACGCCACUGGAAUGGACAUCACCAGCCGCUGUACUCUGGGGGACCCCAACAAGCUCCCUGAAGGGGUCCCCCAGCCUGCACGCAUGCCCUAUGUCUCGGACAAACACCCCCGACAGACCCUGGAGGUGAUCAACCUGUUGAGAAAACACCGUGAGCUCUGUGAUGUGGUGCUGGUGGUGGGUGCCAAGAAGAUCUACGCUCACCGUGUGAUUCUGUCUGCCUGCAGCCCCUACUUCAGGGCGAUGUUCACUGGAGAGCUGGCUGAGAGUAGGCAGACAGAAGUGGUUAUCCGCGACAUCGAUGAGAGAGCAAUGGAGCUGCUCAUUGAUUUUGCCUACACCUCCCAGGUGACAGUAGAGGAGGGAAAUGUCCAGACGCUGCUCCCUGCGGCCUGCCUUCUCCAGCUGGCUGAGAUCCAGGAGGCCUGCUGCGAGUUCCUCAAGAGGCAGCUGGAUCCCUCCAACUGUCUGGGCAUCAGGGCCUUUGCAGACACACACUCCUGCCGCGAGCUGCUGCGCAUUGCUGACAAGUUCACACAACACAACUUCCAGGAGGUAAUGGAAAGUGAGGAGUUCAUGCUGCUGCCUGCCAACCAGUUGAUUGACAUCAUUUCCAGCGAUGAGCUCAAUGUGCGGAGCGAGGAACAGGUGUUUAACGCUGUGAUGGCCUGGGUGAAAUACAGCAUCCAGGAACGCAGACCACAGCUACCCCAGGUCCUGCAGCAUGUUCGUCUGCCGCUGCUCAGCCCCAAGUUCCUGGUGGGCACCGUUGGGUCCGACCCUCUUAUUAAGAGUGACGAGGAGUGCAGAGACCUGGUUGAUGAGGCAAAGAAUUACCUGCUGCUACCGCAGGAGAGGCCGCUGAUGCAGGGCCCCAGAACCCGGCCGAGGAAACCCAUCCGCUGUGGAGAGGUACUCUUUGCAGUUGGGGGUUGGUGCAGCGGGGACGCCAUUUCCAGCGUGGAGCGUUACGAUCCCCAGACCAACGAGUGGCGGAUGGUGGCGUCGAUGAGUAAACGGCGAUGUGGCGUCGGCGUCAGUGUUCUGGAUGACUUGCUGUAUGCGGUGGGAGGUCACGACGGCUCGUCGUACCUCAACUCUGUGGAGAGAUAUGAUCCUAAGACUAAUCAGUGGAGCAGUGAUGUGGCCCCCACUAGCACUUGUCGCACCAGCGUAGGAGUGGCUGUCCUCGGUGGUUAUCUGUAUGCUGUCGGGGGACAGGAUGGGGUUUCCUGUCUCAACAUUGUUGAAAGGUAUGAUCCCAAGGAGAACAAAUGGACUCGUGUGGCCUCCAUGAGCACCAGGCGACUGGGUGUAGCUGUGGCUGUGCUGGGGGGCUUCCUGUACGCUGUAGGAGGGUCUGAUGGGACGUCACCAUUAAAUACAGUGGAACGCUACAAUCCUCAAGAGAACCGCUGGCACACAGUGUCUCCGAUGGGAACCAGGAGAAAGCACCUCGGCUGUGCCGUCUACCAGGACAUGAUUUACUCUGUCGGGGGGAGAGACGACACCACAGAGCUGAGCAGCGCUGAGCGAUACAACCCCAGGACAAACCAGUGGUCUCCUGUAGUGGCCAUGACGUCCAGACGGAGCGGGGUGGGCUUGGCUGUAGUAAAUGGUCAGCUGAUGGCGGUGGGAGGCUUCGAUGGAACGACGUAUCUUAAAACUAUAGAAGUCUACGACCCUGAUGCCAACACAUGGAGGUUAUACGGAGGAAUGAACUACCGCCGGCUAGGUGGGGGGGUGGGCGUCAUUAAAAUGACUCACUGUGAAUCCCACAUAUGGUAGCACCAAUUUCCCCCCCACCCAACCCCCCCACACACUUCUCAUCACGUUGCAAUGGAUGGCUCUUCACCAACUCUUGUGCCUCCAAGAGAGACGCUGUAAUUAAUGCGAACAUGGGAAAACACGCGGGGACACAAGGCGGAAAGAGGAAACUUUGAACACUAGUUCAUCCCCAGCCCCACUGAGAGGACAUUACCUUUUGGAAUACCCUGGUUGUCCUCAUUGAUUGAACACGGUCUCCACGAAGUGCACUGAGAGCAGAGGUCUACUAAAGACCUCACAGAGUUUUCACCAUCCAAGCCUCUCGUGUCCGGGACAUUUGAUUCGGCGUAUGUAAUGGAACUCAACUUGACCGUAUUGCUGCUAAGGGAGAUCCUCUUACAUUAAUUGGAAGAUGCUUUUUUCAGUCUGUGCAACUGUGAAAGCCUUAAUCACCUUCCCUUGUGUUAAAAUGCCAGACCCCCAAAUUCUGACCACCAAUGAGCAUACAUCUCAGCUAUGGCUGUCACGUCUCUGAGGCUCAUUUGUAGCAUUAAGCAGUGGAAAGCUGUCAGGCGGUUAUCUUCCUUAAAGUAAAUACCCAGAUAGGGAAAGCUGAAUUUAUUUUACUGGGCAAGGUGGGUAGCAUUAGAAGGAUGCGUAUGAGGAAUUCACAGCAUUCUCUCCCAAACUUACUGACGUUGGAUCCGACUCGGCUGCUGCAGUUUACAUGAGGUUACUGUAGCUGUUUGUGACGUUGGGUGUUUAAAGAUUUCAGUUCAGAUGCUGAGUGUGUGUUUAGGACCGUCUUAACCAUUCAGUCGAAAGGACUUUGACACUAGAGUCAUCCAAUGGUGUUGUCAAAGUGGAAUAACGGUGUUCAUUUUCAGAAAGGCAUUCAUGGUGUUGCAUUCACUUGUACACUCUAACAUUGCUUUGUGUUAAAGAAAAAGAAAAAAAAGAGCUUUAAAGGUCAAACCCUGCCUAGUUUCACACGUCCACACUCCCGGCCAACCAUGCUUGUGAUUGCAACAACUGUGAUGGUUGUAUUCUUGUUUUCAUAAAGUAAACUAAAAUUGUCCCCUGGGUUCUGCUACAAAAAGGGGUUUUAGACCCUUUGAGAGGAUCUGACGAGCUCUUAGUUUGAAGCACACUGAAACCUUGAGGCCAUGAUCAGACAGAGCGCAUUUGCAAGUUGAAAACGUGAUGCGCACCACACUGCCUUUUUCGUUUGCCCAAUCAGACCAGAGCCAUGCCAGUUGCAUAUUUUUGUUAUUCUUGCUAUGCAACCAUUGAAAUCACCCGUCCCGGAAGAGCUUUUCCACUGGGCGUUGAAUUGCAUUUUGCAUUGAAAUGCAUUUUUUUAUUUAAUCGAGGCAUUCAGGUUCCACCUGCAACAACGCGAGGCGCAUAGAGCAACAGAACGCAGGGGGGCUCAGCUAUGCACAAAAGGCGAACAAAAUCCUUCACCUUCAACUCAAACAUUACAAAAAAAACAUGUUAGUACAUUUUAGUUGUUGUUGGUUGGACUCUCCUCAUGCAUUAUAAUAAAAGGACAGCAUUUUCUAGCCAAAGGAUGUUUCCACAAUUUAGAUCUUUUGGAAUAUACAAAACCUGAAGAGUUUUGUUUUUUUACUAACUACUUCCAUAACAUCUAAUAACACAAAUCAGUGAGCCAUGUUCUCAUUUAAAUGGAGGCAAAUAAAACCCAGCUUCUGUAAUUGAAUUUCUGCGACAUGUUUAUUACCACAUAUAGCAUCAAAGUCAGUCCUGCAACAGACUGAGCAGAAGAAGUUAGCCAGUGGGCUACAACCCAUGCAGUAGUGGAUCUAUCCCAGUGUGUUAAAAGAACGGGCCACAGUGAUUUCAUUCUUAACGGUUGUAUGCAUCAAUAAAGUAACAUCUUCCGUAGCAGUCAGUGAUUUUUAGUUUAUCCAAUUAGGGGAUUUAGACACACUGGGCCUUUUUUUGGUCUGUAUUCUCACUUCCCACAGUUUUAGUUUUUGCAUGUCAUCAUACAACAGUGUUAAGGCACCACCUGCUGGAGGACACUUAAGGUGCAGCACUGUGAUGAAGAACUCUAAGCUCCCCACUGCAGUCCACUUACUGCUCCUGGGUUGGAUAUCUGAUUUCAGCUCAACGUGAAACACAAGUGGAGACCGACACAGUUCAUAUAGAUGGUGGAACCGGUUUAGCUUCCCACAAUUAAUUGCACUGCCCCCCCCCCUUUUCUUCUUAAUUCUAUUUUAAGAAUCCUUUUAAGAGCCAGUGUUUUUUUUAGGCCUCACACUGAGAAUGCCACCCUUGAGUCUUUGCAGAGUGGAUUUAUUUCAUGGAUUCAACACUUUUUGACUUACUUUGUGGACACACACUGUCCCUCUCAGUUCUACACUCUAUAGUGGGUGCGGAACAAAUGCAUCGCUGUAAUAACAGGCAAAUGAGGACAAUGAUAAAACGCUGCCGUUAUGCAUUAUUAUAACCAUUGUGUUCAUGAGCAAGCAGGUCCUUACCUGAAUAAAGGCAUUCAUGUUCAAUAAUAUGCUAACUCUUGAUUUUGCUGGGGUUAAGUUGUCUGUUAGUGGAGAUUUGAAGUCGCGGGGUCACAGUUUGACCGUGUGGUAAUGCACACUUGUGUUGAAAAUGAAUGUUUAGGUUUUCAGAUGUUUUGCAGUCACCCACAGAUCUUCCCUCUGAAACAUUAAACAUAGAAAUAAUCCACUGUGGCCAACUGUGUUUGCCUUCUUCUUGAAAAUUCUUCCAAUGCUAUUAUUUUACUGGCACAGAAUUACCAUGAAAUCCCACUCGGCUAAAGACUCCAUGUUUUUGCUUUUGGUAUCAAGAAAGACACUCCUGUUUUUGUGAAAAUGCAUUUUUCAGAUAACCAAGGGAAGUUUUAAAUGGGUUAUUAAGUUUAAAAGUAGCACAAGCAGGUAAUGCUUCAAUAUAUUU
This is a messenger RNA of Etheostoma cragini (Arkansas darter), 4919 nucleotides long. RefSeq names its product kelch-like family member 20 (gene klhl20). The coding region runs from base 165 to 1994 and encodes 609 amino acids. Gene Ontology annotation, molecular function: protein binding. The transcript has 14 exons. The record is from RefSeq and is a predicted model, not a curated record. Lineage: Eukaryota; Metazoa; Chordata; Actinopteri; Perciformes; Percidae.